GAUUCGUUUUCGGGCCAUUUUACUGCCGGGGUCGCGGCAUACGCCGAGUCAAUCAACGUGGAGCUCAUCAAGGUGCCGCCGUCGUUAGUCAGCCAGCAGAUGUGUUGUGGAUGA
Molecule: messenger RNA, 114 nt
Organism: Aphanomyces invadans
Lineage: Eukaryota; Oomycota; Saprolegniomycetes; Saprolegniales; Verrucalvaceae
Exons: 1
Source: RefSeq, a predicted model, not a curated record